UCGUCCCGGCUAGAUAGGCGCAGCAGUAUUAAGCGAAGAAGACACUGGAAAACAUUUUUGGAAAAGCUGCUCGGGGUAAAAUUCAUGCCGUAUCAUUUCGGGGUGUGUGUGUGUGUGUGUGUGCAAUGCAAAACUCCUACCUUGUAUAACAGAAAAGGCGCCAUGGUUGAGGAUUAACCGAUGAGUUUGGAAAAGUUUCCCGGAUAUUCCUCCCCGUCAACAUCAGGAGCUGGUUCUCAGUCAGUAGGAUGGAACAGAGUCAGCAGAGUCAGUAAUUAUGGAAGGGGAUGAGAUGGAGAUGAGCAAACAGGAGCUCCAAAAGUGGAUCCGAGAGAAGGUGCAGAGGAGUGAGCUGAUCUCCUCAGAUGUGCUAAAGAAAUGCGAUCGGCUGCAGUCGCUGCUGGAAAGGAGGGAGAAACAGGCCGCCCAGCUCCUGAAGCUCUGCAAGUCUGUGGUGGCAUGUGAAGAGACUGUGAAGAAACAGUACUCUCUGCUGGGAUUGGAGUACAGAGACACUGAUUCUGAUGAUGAUAUCAAUAUCACUGGCAGUGGACACACACCUCCAUCCCCCUGUGAGUCUGUUAACUCUGAGACUCGAGUCUUGCAUUCCUCAGCUACUAAUGGACUUACUCCUCUGAUACCAAAGCGAAGAAAGAACCCUCUUUGUCUAAAGGAGCCAGUGGUCAUCCUGACCAGACUGUCUGAAGGUAAGAUCAGUGCUCUACGUCCACGAACACCCCCAAAGGACCAUAGUCGAGAUGAAUCCUCACAAAGUUCGGAUUCUGAUGUGCAGUGGGAACCAGAAGAGGACUCAAGUGAUUCAGAUUUUUUUGUCUCAAAUUAUAAUACUGGGACAAAAAAGAGGAGAAAAAUAGAUGUGAACCCUGCUAAGAGUCAUGCAACACCUGAAGCUAGCACAAAUACUGAGGCCAAGAGCAAUAGAGAAAAAAAAUCAACACCCCAGUUUAACGCUAAAGAUGACGCUACGAGCAGUGCAGCAAAAACAUCAGCGCCUCAAACCAAUGGCAAUACCAGCGCAAAUAGCAAUGGAACAGAAACAGCGCGGCCUCCAGGAAGCACCAAAGGAGUAACCCCUGUGUGCAUCAUAUCACGUCAUGCCCAAACCUGUGACACAGCCACCAAGACCCCUCCUGACAUGCCGAAGAGAGAGGUCAAAGUGAACAUGAACGUCCUGGCCAGGAGGAGAACCAUGAAAUGGCAGCGGGCGAAAAUCACAGAAAUACUAACAAAAGAAGAUGGUAGGUUGAAAUACAAGGUUCAUUUUCUGGAGAAGGGGAAGAGCCUUGUGUCUGGUCACCACAUCGCCUGGGACAGUAUGCCAAAGUGGGAGCAGCUGUUUGUCGGUGCUCGUGUGGUGGUCAAACGUGAGGCUGACCAGACACACUUCUGCCCUGGUGUCCUAGCAGAGCUCCCCAACAGGAAGAACCGAAUGAGGUUCCUGAUCUUUAUUGAUGAUCACACACCUGUCUAUGUUGCCCUACCUUUUUUUCACCUGGUGUGCAAACCAUUGGAGGAGCCUUUGGACGAUAUUCCAGACAACACCCACAAGGAUUUCAUGAAGGAGUAUGUGAAGAGCUGGCCUUACCCACCUCAGACCCAGUACAGGGUUGGACAAAUAAUUAAUGCAGAAUUUGAAGGAGUUCAGCAGAAGUGUGAGGUGCUGGUGGUCGACUGCAGCUUGAUACAGGUUGUGUUUCAGAUGGAUCAACAUAAAGAGUGGAUCUACCGGGGCUCCAUGCGCUUAGAACACAUGAUUAAUAUGAGGGAGCAUCUGGAAUUGAAAAAGGAGGAGAAGCAGAAGAACAAAUCUACCUCAGGCAACUAAUCGUCAAAAUCUCGAUGGUGGCUGCUGCUGCAAAACCUCACCUCAGAGCUCAGCAAUGUCCAGGCGGUACGGUGGAUGCGACUCAAAGGUGCUACUGAAGACUCUGCCCGGCUGGAGUUGCUUGAAACUGUCACACUGUCUUGAAGUCAUUUAAGUGUUGAUUUAAUUGUUUUUAAGUGGAAUUGUAUUAUAUUUUGUGUGUUUUUAAAUAAAACAAUUGUCAUACAAGCUUUAA
This is a messenger RNA of Lates calcarifer (barramundi perch), 2081 nucleotides long. RefSeq names its product histone-lysine N-methyltransferase SETDB1-B. Lineage: Eukaryota; Metazoa; Chordata; Actinopteri; Centropomidae. Gene Ontology annotation, molecular function: histone H3K9 methyltransferase activity. The transcript is spliced from 10 exons. The record is from RefSeq and is a predicted model, not a curated record. Bases 278 to 1846 code for a protein of 522 amino acids. Gene Ontology annotation, biological process: heterochromatin organization; negative regulation of gene expression. Gene Ontology annotation, cellular component: nucleus.